UUCAAAAGGAGAUUUAUUAAUUAUAAUAAAUAUUUAUUUAUUUAUUUUCACAUCUCCACCCAUAUACACUCAGCAUGCCGAGUGAUAUAGAUAUGGAAUUUAAUGAAGAAUGUAUUGUUGAACAUAAUCGUUUACGAGCAUUACAUGGAUGUCCGAAAUUAAUUCUUGAUCAGACAUUAGCUAUAGCUGCACAAUUAUAUGCAGAAUAUUUGGCAAGUGUUAAUGAACUUGAACAUUGUACAGAUACUGAUUCAGGCGAGAAUUUAGCUUAUUUUACAACUAAUAGAGUUGCUCAGAAAAAAGAUUUCACAGGUGCAGAUGCUACUAAAACAUGGUAUCAAGAAAUAGAUGACUAUGAUUUCAAGAAAGAAAAUCAAUUUCCUUGUGGACAUUUUACACAAGUGAUAUGGAAGUCGACUACAACAGCUGGAUUCGGCAGAGCUUUUUCAAAAGAUCGUCAUAGUAUUUAUGUUGUUGGUAGAUAUGAUCCACCGGGUAAUUUUGCCGACGAAUUUCUUGAAAAUGUCCCGAAUUUAAUUAGUAAGUAGAUACUUCAUUGAUUUAAACAAACUAUUUUGCCCUGUGUGAAUAAAAAAUAUGGCGCAUUAUUCUAAACGUCAGUCAAACGUAAAUCAGUCGUGAUUGUUGAUGAAUUUUCAGUCUUCUAAUUUGCAUAUCUCUAUUUUUUUAAUUGUUAUUAAUAAGGGUUGUUCAAAUACAUCUAAAUAAAUUCUGCCUCUUCUAUUGUUA
Messenger RNA from Schistosoma turkestanicum, 750 nucleotides. Lineage: Eukaryota; Metazoa; Platyhelminthes; Trematoda; Strigeidida; Schistosomatidae. The record is from the annotation of a GenBank genome assembly.